AUGCCCCCGUCGCAGUCGUCUGAGUUGACGGCCGCGCAGCUGGAGGCGCAGUACCGCAGUGUGCUGGGCGCGCCGUCGUUCAGCGAGGCGACUACUCCUCGACAGCUCUGGCGUCAGUGGCAGCACACGUACCCGGGCGUCUCUGUAACUGAAGGCGUCUUCAAACAGUGGUUUCAGAAGUACCGCGUUGGCGAAGGGGCCGUGGAAGUUUCCGGCUAUGCGGUGCUGGAGGCGCUUGCCGGAGAUCGGUUCCGCGAGUUGCAGGCGUCAGGUUUCCGCACGGCGUUCAAGCUGCGCAGUGCGCUCCUGAAGGAGGGUUCCCCUUUGAAGGUGUCUGAUGCGUCGAUGAGGGAGUGGCUCCAGCAUCACGGAGGUGGCGUGCUUUCCAGCAUCACCUCUGCCGCUGGGCUGGAGGAGAGAGCCGGGGACCGCGUCCGAGAGUACUUGGCUGGGGGCACGGGCAGACAUGACCCCGAGGCGCUGCAUGCUUGGCUGCAGACGCAAGGCAUAUUGUGCCCUAGGCGCCACUGCCAGGCUUGGUUGUCUCGUGACUGGCGGCCUGUUGUUUGGGCGGACACGGCCGAGCAGUUGGAGGAAAAGGCGGGCGACAUCCUACGCUUGCCAGAACACGCGGAUGACUUCGCAACCCCGCUGUCGAUUACGGGGCUGCUCGAUGGGAUGCGACCUUGGGAAAAUCCAGUUCUGGUGUCGCCUGGAAUUUUGCGCGAGUGGUAUAUGCAGUAUCGCCUGGGGAGUGGCGAGAUUCGGGUUGGUAACGGCACCCACUUGGACUGCGCUCUCGGCUUGGACCGCGUUCUUUACGCGCUGGAUGCGUCGCUGCGGACGUGUCGCUCGUGGUUGGACAGCUUGGACCCCCGGGUCAUCGAGCGAGCUCGGCAGCUGCAGGCCCCCGAAAAGCCGAUGCAGCGGAUGAGACACGAGAGGCCGCGCACGCGCUCUCCUCUCGGCACCCUUCGUCUGCACCACAUGAAGUACGGUUUCGGCUACUCCAAAUCCGAGGGCGUCGCCGUCUGCAGGCGGCUCGGGUGCGAUGUGAGCGAGUCCAUCUACAUGCGUUGGCUGGCCAUGCGCGGCGAGGGCGAUGCGCUGCGGGCGGCCGGCGUUGCUUUCUGGCGGGCGAACCGGUCGAAACUGCUGUGUUUGUACCACGUAGAGGGCAAGACCGCGCAGGCAUGGCUCGACCACCCUGCCCAGGCGCUCCGUCACCUGCAGAGCGUGGAGGACAUUGACGGGCACCCGUGCGCCCGUCGCGCAUUGGACCAGCUGCAGGAGGGCGUUCCCCUGGAGGCAGUCGCUGAGGCGUUGAAGGACGAGUUCUCGGUGGUCGCGGCUGCGCCCCGCCUCCGCCAAUACAGGCGCUGGGAGCAGACGGGCCAGACUUGGACUUGCCGAUGGCUCGAGCGACACCAUUGGAUGUGGCUAUAUUCGCAGACUGCGGCAGCGUCGAUGCUCGGAUGUCGCAGAGGCAGGUGCGAGAGGCGCGAGGCUGAUCUGAAGGCUGUCCAGGAGAAGUUACGCGAGCACCCGGCCGUGUCUCCAGAUCUCGCGCCGCUCUCGGAGUUGCUCAAAUUCUACGCCAAACAUGAGCCGAUGGCGCAGCUGCGGUUCCAGCGCGCGGGCGCCCGAGUCUACCGCGAUUUCAUCCAGAGGAGCACGGUUGAACCGUUUUGCCGAGUCCUGCCGGACGCGUUCCCCGGUUUGGCGCUCGAGGUGUUCGCGGGGGCCUCGGGGGGUCGCUUUCGCCGCGAACGCGCCCCGCUCUUGUUGCUGGACUAUUGCAGGCAGGUCGCCGAGAACGACGCGACUUUAUGCUUUCCUCUCGAGUGCGCGGCGGCCUGCUGCGCGCUUGCCUACGCGCGGGGCGAGUGCGAGAGCGCGCGCGGGCGGCAGACUUGGGGGGGCUCGAUGCUGGCGGCGCAGCCCGCGCAGCGGCGCGCUGCGUGGCCGAAGACGGACUUCGAGAGCUGGGUGAAGUGCGGCAGCUGGACCCAUUGCGAUGGCUGCGGCAGCUUCUACUUCAGCGACAGCGGCGGCGAGGAGAUCGGCGUCACCUCGCGCUGGUGGAUGGACCCGUCGAUGUACAUGCCUGACAAGUGGCCUCGGCGAAGGCUUGCGCCGAAGGGCGUGCCGAAGAUGGGGCCCGUCUACAGGGUCCCGCGCCCGCCUCCUCCCAGCGUGAGCGCCGCCACCUCUUGGGCGGGCGAGGUCGUGAUGUGGCCGAGGCUUGCGCCGGGCAGCUCCGAGUUCAGCUGCGGCGCAUCCGCGGGCCCCGCGUUCUUGGACAUGGCGAACGAGGAGAAGUAUGCUCUACGACGCGUGAAAAAGGUCGCGGAGCACUUCCUGAAAGGCUCUGGGGGGCCGAAACACUACAAUAACUACAAGCAAACGGGCGUCGCGAAAGCUUUUUGGGCCGGCCAUGAAGUGACGGAGGACAGCGCGCCAGCGGCGCGCUCCAAGGCCGCGUUCAGAUGGCUGACGAAGCACAACGACCUCUACAAAGCCCGCUUGCUCAAUCAGCGCCACUCAC
Molecule: messenger RNA, 2548 nt
Organism: Prorocentrum cordatum
Lineage: Eukaryota; Dinophyceae; Prorocentrales; Prorocentraceae
Source: the annotation of a GenBank genome assembly